UCACGCGACGGUGGGCGGCCGGGAGUUGUUGUUAGGAAGGCGUCGUUGCUAAGGAAGCAACCGUGGAGGAGGGGGAACGGCGAUCGAGACGCGGCUCGGAGUCCUGCUGAAACUGACUGGACACAGGGUCCGGCCCGGCCUCCCGGGCUCCCGCCGCAAGUAUGGUCAAGUUGGCGGCCAAGUGCAUCUUGGCGGGCGAUGCCACGGUGGGCAAGAGCGCCCUGGCUCAGAUGUUCCGGAGCGACGGGGCUCAUUUCCAGAAGAACUACACCUUGACGACGGGGGUGGAUUUGCUGGUGAAGCACUUGGCAGUCCCUGACACGAACGACAGCGUGGAGCUCUUCAUCUUUGAUUCUGCGGGCAAGGAGCUGUUUUCAGAAAUGCUGGAGAAGCUGUGGGAACAUCCCAACCUCUUAUGCCUUGUGUUUGACGUGACCAACGAACAGUCUUUCAGUAACUGUGCCAAGUGGCUGGAGAGGGUGCGGGCCCAGAUUCAAGGCUCUUCUCUUCCAGGUGUUUUAGUCGGGAACAAGACUGACCUGGCUGGCCGGCGAGUGGUGGAGGCGAGUCGAGCCCGAGAAUGGGCCGGGAGCCACGGCCUGGAGUAUUUCGAAACGUCCGCUAAGGAGAUGGAGAACUUCGAAGCCCCGUUCCGCUGUUUGGCCAAACAGUUCCACCAGCUGUACCGGGAGAGGCUGGAGCUGUUUCACUCGCUGGUGUGAGCGUCCCCCACGCCGUGUAUGUCGUGCCGUCGCGCUUCGGAGAAAUAGUGUUAGGAAAAUAAAUUGCAGAGCUGUGCUUUCUUGCAAUCGCAGCUCGUGGA
This is a messenger RNA of Dromiciops gliroides (monito del monte), 823 nucleotides long. It is a transcript of the gene IFT27, whose product is annotated as intraflagellar transport 27. The transcript is spliced from 7 exons. Gene Ontology annotation, molecular function: GTP binding; GTPase activity. The record is from RefSeq and is a predicted model, not a curated record. The coding region runs from base 162 to 722 and encodes 186 amino acids. Lineage: Eukaryota; Metazoa; Chordata; Mammalia; Microbiotheria; Microbiotheriidae. Gene Ontology annotation, cellular component: Golgi apparatus.